AACCAGAUUUAUUUAACCUGUAAACAUUUAAUCCAAAUUAUUUACUGUGUUUUAUAUUCCUUAUUUGUAUAUUCAUUUUUCUUUGACGUUAAUUGUAAAGUCAAAUGUGCUGAUACAGGUAGGUGUGUGUGUGUGUGUGUGUGUGUGUGCAAUCCCAUUCAGUAAGAUCAUUAGCUCAUUAACACAAUAUAAGAUAAUUAGGCAUUAUUGUAGGUAUGAUUUUGUAUCACUUCCUGUUCUCACAGAAGGAAACACACACACACACACACACACUGUUUAACUCAGAUGCUUUUAUCCAAAGUGACCUGAGUGUUUCAGGGUUAAAGGUCUUUCUGAAACGGCAGCAGUGGGAUUUGACUUACAGCCUUCUGAUAAAUAGCCUGAAGCUUUAACCACUGAGUGUUAAAUUAUAAUCUCACUACCAUGUUGCGUGGUUUAUUAACCAGCAGCACGUUGUUUUGUCUUCUUGAGUUUUUGUGAGAAUCCUGUUUUCAGACCGAUGGCACAAAACUUCACAUGGCUCACAAAGACCACACGAACACUACAGUGUGCAAGUGAAGCGGGAAAGAGCACCAUCAUGAAGCAGAUGAAGAUCCUGUACCAUGGUGGUUUUACUAAAGAGGAGCAGCUGGAGUUUAAAGCUGUGAUUUAUGGAAAUAUACUGCAAUCGGCACUGGCCAUCAUUGCUGGAAUGGAGAAACUCCACAUUAAAUAUGACACAGAGACAGCAAGCGAAGAUGGUGUGAAGCUACAGAAGUUAGCGGAUUUGGUGGAGGAGGGGACGAUGCCGGCUGAACUGAUUGAGAUUCUGAAGAGUUUGUGGAGUGAUGGAGGAGUUCAGAUCGCUGUUGAGAGAUCAGCCGAGUAUCAGCUCAACGAUUCUGCUGCUUAUUACCUAGGUGACCUGGAUCGGAUCUGUGCUGCUGAUUAUUUUCCCAAUGAUCUGGACGUUCUUUAUGCUCGUAUUAAAACCAGUGAGAUAGUAGAGGAACAGUUCACCUUUAAAGAUCUCAACUUCAGGAUGUUUGAUGCCGGUGGUCAGCGUUCUGAGAGGAGGAACUGGAUUAAAUGUUUUGAGGAUGUGACCUGCAUCAUCUUCUGUGCUGCUCUGAGUGCUUAUGACCUCGCACUGGUGGAGGACGAGGAGGUGAACCGUAUGCAUGAGAGCCUCCACCUGUUUAACAGCAUCUGCAACCAUAAGUUCUUCAGCAGCUCCACCAUCGUCCUGUUCCUCAACAAAACCGACAUAUUCCACGACAAAAUCAACAAAGUGCCGCUGACGGCCUGCUUCCCAAACUACAAAGGUUUGAACACGUUUGAGGAUGCAAGUAACUUCAUCAGGCAGCAGUUUGAGGAUCUGAACACCAACAAAGGGUCGAAGCCGAUCUAUACACACCUGACCUGCGCUGUGGACACGGCCAACAUCGAGAGCAGCUUUAACACUGUCACUGACAUCAUCAUCAAAAACCUGAAGGACUGCGGACAGCUCUGAUCUCUCUCACACACACACACACACACACACGUACACCUCCCGUCAGGCUAGUGAUGACUUCCUAUGACAGAACAGAGCGCUUGUCUCUCUGCUUCAGUCUUCAAUCUAAUCCGGUCCUGUGGCUUUAAGCAAAAUAUUAUAUAAUGAAAGAAUAAAUUAAUAGAUGAACAAAAAAUAAACCAAUAAAUGAUUAAUGAACAAUUUACCCAGAAGGCAUUGCUGGACUCUAACAGCUUUCCUGACUGAGGAAGCUGUUAAUAAACCGGAGCUCUGUGCUAGUGAUUUAGCUUCUUACUGAUCCAGUGCGUCUCUGUAGUGUGUCCCCGUGUCCGGGAAAAUAUAACGACCACAAACAGCUGAAAUGUGUUGUAAUAAUUGUGUAAUUUUCUAAUUUGUGGCUCCUUACUGAAGUUUAACUACAUGUGUGCAAUAAAUGUAGA
This is a messenger RNA of Pangasianodon hypophthalmus (striped catfish), 1932 nucleotides long. Its product is annotated as guanine nucleotide-binding protein G(t) subunit alpha-2. The record is from RefSeq and is a predicted model, not a curated record. Gene Ontology annotation, cellular component: heterotrimeric G-protein complex; photoreceptor outer segment; photoreceptor inner segment. Gene Ontology annotation, molecular function: G-protein beta/gamma-subunit complex binding; G protein-coupled receptor binding; GTP binding. The transcript is spliced from 8 exons. NCBI's taxonomy places the organism in Eukaryota, Metazoa, Chordata, Actinopteri, Siluriformes, Pangasiidae. Gene Ontology annotation, biological process: detection of chemical stimulus involved in sensory perception of bitter taste; adenylate cyclase-modulating G protein-coupled receptor signaling pathway. Bases 500 to 1492 code for a protein of 330 amino acids.